AUGGAAUUCAACACUUCAACUCCAUCUGCUUCUUCCCCUCCACUUUCAAUAUCCCAGCUAUCUUCUCCGACUGCCUCAUUUCCCUCUCCUAAUAAUUCUCUCCAGUUAUCUAAUUUGUCUUCUCCUAAUUAUCCUGUUAAGAAUAAUAAUAGUAUUAAUAAUCCAACCUCUCCUUCACCACCACCACCACCACCACCACCACCUGUUGUUCUUAGCCCAUGUGCUGCCUGCAAGAUUCUUCGGCGGAGGUGCGCGGAGAAGUGUGUUUUAGCUCCAUAUUUCCCUCCUACGGAGCCCCUCAAGUUCACUAUUGCACACAGAGUCUUUGGAGCUAGCAACAUCAUCAAGCUCUUGCAGGAGCUUCCAGAGUCUCACAGAGCAGAUGCAGUGAGCAGCAUGGUUUAUGAAGCCAAUGCCAGAAUCAGAGACCCAGUGUAUGGCUGUACAGGAGCAAUUUGCCAGCUCCAGAAACAUCUCAGUGAGCUCCAAGCCCAACUGGCCAAGACACAAGCUGAGCUUCUCAACAUGCAAUGCCAGCAGGGCAAUUUAAUUGCUCUAAUUUGUAUGGACAUGACACAAUCCAAAGACCCCAUUUUGCAGCAGCAGCAGCAGCAGCAACAGUCUUACCUUGACACAAGCUGCUUUCUGGAUGAGACCAAUUUGGGCACAGCUUGGGAGCCUCUGUGGACAUAA
This is a messenger RNA of Prunus armeniaca (apricot), 693 nucleotides long. Lineage: Eukaryota; Viridiplantae; Streptophyta; Magnoliopsida; Rosales; Rosaceae. The record is from the annotation of a GenBank genome assembly.